Messenger RNA from Balaenoptera acutorostrata (minke whale), 1227 nucleotides. It is a transcript of the gene POU4F2, whose product is annotated as POU class 4 homeobox 2. The coding region runs from base 1 to 1227 and encodes 408 amino acids. The transcript has 2 exons. The record is from RefSeq and is a predicted model, not a curated record. NCBI's taxonomy places the organism in Eukaryota, Metazoa, Chordata, Mammalia, Artiodactyla, Balaenopteridae. Gene Ontology annotation, biological process: regulation of transcription by RNA polymerase II. Gene Ontology annotation, molecular function: DNA-binding transcription factor activity, RNA polymerase II-specific; RNA polymerase II cis-regulatory region sequence-specific DNA binding.
AUGAUGAUGAUGUCCCUGAACAGCAAGCAGGCGUUCAGCAUGCCGCACGGCGGCAGCCUGCACGUGGAGCCCAAGUACUCGGCAUUGCACAGCGCCUCGCCCGGGUCCUCUGCACCCGCGGCGCCCUCCGCCAGCUCUCCUAGCAGCUCGAGCAAUGCUGGCGGCGGUGGCGGCAGUGGCGGGGGCGGUGGAGGCCGGAGCAGCAGCUCCAGUAGCAGUGGCAGCAGCGGCGGCAGCGGCGGGGGCUCCGAGGCGAUGCGGAGAGCGUGUCUUCCAACCCCACCGAGCAAUAUAUUCGGCGGGCUGGAUGAGAGUCUGCUGGCCCGCGCCGAGGCUCUGGCGGCGGUGGACAUCGUCUCCCAGAGCAAGAGCCACCACCAUCACCCGCCCCACCACAGCCCCUUCAAGCCGGACGCCACCUACCACACCAUGAAUACCAUCCCGUGCACGUCGGCUGCCUCCUCUUCGUCGGUGCCCAUCUCGCACCCGUCCGCGCUGGCGGGCACGCACCACCACCACCACCACCACCACCAUCACCACCAUCAGCCGCAUCAGGCGCUUGAGGGCGAGUUGCUGGAGCACCUGAGUCCCGGGCUAGCGCUGGGUGCCAUGGCGGGCCCCGACGGCGCCGUGGUGUCCACUCCAGCUCACGCGCCGCCCAUGGCUACCAUGAACCCCAUGCACCAAGCCGCUCUCAGCAUGGCCCACGCGCACGGGCUGCCCUCACACAUGGGCUGCAUGAGCGACGUGGACGCCGACCCCCGGGACCUGGAGGCGUUCGCCGAGCGCUUCAAGCAGCGACGCAUCAAGCUGGGGGUGACCCAGGCCGAUGUGGGCUCCGCGCUGGCCAACCUCAAGAUCCCCGGCGUGGGCUCGCUCAGCCAGAGCACCAUCUGCAGGUUCGAGUCUCUCACGUUGUCUCACAACAAUAUGAUCGCGCUCAAACCCAUCCUGCAAGCGUGGCUAGAGGAGGCGGAGAAGUCUCACCGCGAGAAGCUCACCAAGCCGGAGCUCUUCAACGGCGCAGAGAAGAAGCGCAAGCGCACGUCCAUCGCGGCGCCGGAGAAGCGCUCGCUCGAAGCCUACUUCGCAAUCCAGCCGCGGCCCUCUUCCGAGAAGAUCGCCGCCAUCGCUGAGAAGCUGGACCUUAAGAAGAACGUGGUGCGCGUCUGGUUCUGCAACCAGAGGCAGAAACAGAAAAGAAUGAAAUAUUCCGCGGGCAUUUAG